CAACUUCCGGUUUGAGGCUGGCGCUGGAAGGAAAUAAACAAACUCCGAGGAGGGAAGUAUCAAUGGUUCGGGACGCAGCGCGGUUCCGAAAUAACAUUCGCCGAAGUGACGAAGGCAUCAUUGCUUGAAAUGACGAGUUAAGGACUAAAGUAUAUUUCACGUGGUGGUCAACACAAUGAUGACGACCAAGAGACUGGAGAAGUUUGAGGUGGUGUGUGAGUGGGCGUCGUGCAACUUCCGAGGCCACACUAUGGAGGAGCUGAGCGACCAUAUGUCCCUGCACUUAAAGGAUUUCCUGGGAGACAACGAUGCCCUGGAGGAGCUGGAUGAAUAUGCCUGUCUCUGGAAUGGAUGUGAGUUCCUUUCAAUGGGUAGCCCUGCAGAGCUGGAGGUCCAUGCUUACUUCCACAAUUAUCACAGCAAGUUGAAGUUUGUUGGGUCUCAGUUGCUGAAGUCCCGUCCCGACCUGCCCAGUUGCAAUCAGGGCAUACACAGCAGCAACCUGGUUCCUGAAGGAUUAGAUGGAUACAUUUGCCAAUGGGAACACUGUGAUAGCACUUUUAAUAAUCCGGAGUGGUUCUACCGCCAUGUGAACAAUCAUGUUGAAAGUGCGGAGCCACAGUCUUUCUCACAACAACAGCAGGCUCUCUUCUGCCAGUGGGCAGGCUGUGAUGCCUUCUUUAAAAUCAGGUAUCGUCUGAGGGAACACAUGCGGAGCCACACUCAGGAGAGGCUUGUAGCCUGUCCUACAUGUGGAAGCAUGUUCUCCAGCAACACAAAGCUAUUUGACCACCUCCACAGGCAAGCUGAGCCAGUGGAGUCACUGGUAUGUGAACAUUGUGGCAAAGCCUUUUCCAGUGAGAGGCUUUUGAGAGAUCAUGUUCGUCAGCAUGUGAAUCAAGUGAAGUGUCCCUUCUGUGACAUGACCUGCACUACAUUGGCUGCUCUCAAGAUCCACAUCAGGUUCCGCCACUGUGAUGAGCGACCCUUUCCAUGUGACUUCUGUGACAAAAGAUUUAAGAACCAGCGUGAUCUACAGAAGCACACAGAGGUUCACAAUGAGGGAACUGUUUAUCACUGUACAGUGGAGGGAUGCGAUUAUUCUUGUCAUACAUUCCAAACGAUGAGCCACCACUUCAAGAGAGUGCACAAGGUUGGAGGGAUGUCGAAGUAUAAAUGCCAUAUUUGUGACAAGGUCUUCUCUUGGUGUUACACUCUGACACUUCACCUACAUAAGAAACACGAGCUGAAAUGGCCUUCUGGACAUUCACGCUUUAGAUAUAGAAAAGAUGUUGAUGGCUUUCUGAAAGUAAACAUGGUGCGGUUUGAGACUGUUGAAGUGACCAAAGAGAUCAUGAAGAACAUGUCCAAGAAGCCACAGAAUCGGAAAACCAGCAGCAGGAGUAAAAAAGCUGCAGUGACACUAGAAAGUGGCCUCAGCUCUCCUGCUGGAUCCUCCUCGCCCUCCUCCAGCUACUCCUCUUCAGACUCCUCCGAUCUCUCUGGUGGUGAGGACCUUUCAUCCCACCCCAGCCCCAGAGGCAGUGACUCUCCUGUUUACUGUGUGAUGAGCACCAUCCCCCACAUUGAGGAUGAACCUGGAGGAUUAUCUCAGGAGGACUGUGAAAGUAGCGGGAUGUCUGGAGCCGUCCAGGCCCUGACGGAGGUGGCGAGAGGACUUGGAAUGGAUGUGGUGUGACUGCUCACUUUACACUGGGUGGAAACACAUGUCCAGCUUUGCCUGUCAAAUAGCUUUGGAGCAGUUACAUCUUUGUAUGUUCAGCUGUGGAGCCGUAAACCAAAAUACCAGUGGAACUAAUGUACUGCUUUCUGCCCUGUUCUCUAUUUAAUGUGACAUUUAGUACGAUGUUGCCUGAUGAAAAAUUUCAGAGAAUAUUUUUAUUGUAGUCUUGCAAUGUUGCUAAAUUUUAUUAUUGUCAUUUUUCCAAUACAUUUUUGAUACAAACAGAACCUAGCAUUUUUAGUUAUAGGUUUGCCAGUGUUGAUACUGCAUAUCACAUUACUCUACUUUACCCCAGUCUCGGUGCUAAUUAGCAAAUGUUAAGGAACAGAAAUACUGAACUGCCUCAGAGUUGCCAGCAUUUUAUCUUUUAGAAUAGCAAGUUACCACUGGGUAUUUAUUUAUAGGCAUUGCUUUUAUUUUCAUAUUCUUCUAACAUGGGAAAAAUGUAGCUUCUUCAGGUCUGUGUCCCAUCUAUAAAAAGUUUGACCUGAUUAAUGGCUAUAUAUAUUAGACAAGGCAGCAAAGUCUGACGUGAAUAUACUGCAACAUACUGUAAACAGGAAAUAUAAAAAAGUAGAUAAAAGUACUCAGCAGUACAAACACAGGAUAUACAAUCAGCAUUUGCCUUAGAGAAAUAAUUCCCCUAAUUCAUAUUAGUCAGAGUAUUAAAAACAGACAAAUGGCAGUAUAAAUGUAAGCAGAAUUAGUGUAACUGCAUAAACGUCUACAUGCAUGUGCACAUUUGAAUAUUAUUGAAUAAAACAAUAUAACUAUG
Messenger RNA from Betta splendens (Siamese fighting fish), 2519 nucleotides. RefSeq names its product zgc:112083. The transcript has 10 exons. The coding region runs from base 176 to 1699 and encodes 507 amino acids. Gene Ontology annotation, biological process: regulation of transcription by RNA polymerase II; anatomical structure development. Lineage: Eukaryota; Metazoa; Chordata; Actinopteri; Anabantiformes; Osphronemidae. Gene Ontology annotation, molecular function: RNA polymerase II cis-regulatory region sequence-specific DNA binding; DNA-binding transcription factor activity, RNA polymerase II-specific. The record is from RefSeq and is a predicted model, not a curated record.